UGGUGAGGUUUGAACCGGAUAUCCUUGUCUCCAGGGGCGACAAUUAGGCCCAGCCGAGAAUGGACAGCCCUGAAGCGGUGUUCAGCCUCUUUUACAUCGUCCUUUCUUUCUGUUUUGUUUUAACUCCGACUGAGUUCCGUUCGGCGGGGGUGACGGUGCAGGAUCUGCUGUCCGAGCAGCUGGGUAGCGAGGAUCUGGCCUUCACCCAUUAUCAUAUCCGCAGGACAGCGGCCACCGUCAUUGUACAUUCGCUGCUACCACUAGGUUAUUAUGCAGGAAUGUGUGUUGCAUCUUCUGGUGAAAAGCAGUUCUACUUUCUAGUAAGCGAGGGUUGGUUGAUUUACUUAGUGACUGCUGUGCUCAUCCCUGCUUUUGCUAGCCUCAUGGUGUUGUACUGGUCCUUAAAUAAGUGGGGCAACCAUCCAAUAGCCAGAGGCCUUGCACAUUAUGCCCUUCCACAGUCUGGUUGGAGAGCUGUGGCAUCUUCUGUUAAUACUGAGUUCCGAAGGAUUGAUAAAUUUGCUUCUGGAGCGCCAGGAGCCCGUGUUAUUGUCACUGAUACCUGGGUGAUGAAGGUGACUACAUACCGUGUUCAUAUAGCGCAGCAGCAGGACAUUCACCUCACAUUGACUGAAUCAAGACAGCAUGAGCUGUGUCCUGACCUGAAUACUCCUGUACAAUUCCUCACAAUUCAAGUGUGCAGCAUCAAUCCGAACGUCAAGCCAUUCAACAUUAGACUGAAUUCGACAGAGUAUGGUGAACUACGUGAGAAACUCCACACAACAGUUCGAAAUGCUCAUAAUGUAGUCAUCCAUCAGUCUCUUAGUGACAUGUUUCUUGACACAUUCAAGAUCCAGGUGGAAUUGAACCAACGGUUUCAUCUACCUAGUAAUCAGGAACUGGAGCCGUGCAUUGGCUGCAUGCAGACAGCUGCUAACAUUAAACUCAUCAAAGUCUGCCAAGAGCCAAAUGAGGGCGAGUGUCAACAAUGUUAUUGUCGCCCCAUGUGGUGCCUAACCUGUAUGGGAAAAUGGUUUGCCAGCCGCCAAGAUCAGCAACAUCCAGAAACAUGGCUAUCCAAUCGGGUCCCCUGCCCUACCUGUCGGUCAAAGUUUUGCAUUCUUGACAUCUCUGUUGUAUGCUAACGUGCAUGAAAAUAGAAAUUAUCCUUCAUCAUAAGAUCCCAAUUGUCUACCUGGUGUCAAGAUUUCAUUUCUGAACUCUUCCAAGUUUUUGCUGUAACCCCAACAUUUUUUAUUGUUAUAGAAUCUAAACUAAAUGUCUUCAGGCCACAACAAAUGCCCUUGAAGUGUUCGCUUAUUGUAAAUCCCCACAUUAUUCUCUAAUGACGACUUCCAGUGAGAGAAAUUGUUUUCCCCUUUCUUAAUCCCCUGUUUCUGUUCAAAAUGGAACCUGUCAACUUGGAAUAGCUCGUUCUAGAACUGAUGACUUUUGCAGCAGGAACAUUGAUUCAGUGUUGCCCGAAACUCAAAUCUCCAGAUCACUACAGUGCCUGUAUUUAUGGAUUAUCAUGAGUUGACUCCAAUUCAUUAAUUUAAUUGUUUGAAAUGCUUAUAAACUCCAAAGCUUUUUAAAAAUAUUUCUCAACUCUUGGUUUUAUACUGUAGAUAUGGAUUGUCAAUAUUUUAUGUCCAGCUUUAAAUCUUUCCUAUACAAAUGCAUAGACAGUAUUAGAGUUUUGGAUGACAUUGUGUCAUCCAUGCAAGAUACAAAAUUUAAGUUCUCUCAAACUUACCUGAUCCUUUCUAAUGCAUUGUGUCAAUUGCACAUCCCCUUUUAUGAACUUUUUCUGCAGCUGGCUGAUUUUUUUUUCCAUGGUUUACUUUCCUAUUUCACACUCAGUGUUGACACAUGUUAAAAAUUGCCUGUAAUUCAUUCAAAAUUGUGCCAACUCCAGUUCUUCAGCUGCAUUUUUUCUUAAUACUUUUGCAAACAAUGCUGAUACUGCUGGGUUUCUCAUUGUGUAAAGGUGAUGAUGAUGACAGCCAUUUGCCUUGAGCUGCGGCAGUUCACAACUUCCACAACUGGUCAGUAAUGCAAGGGGAGUUAGUUUGUUCAUUUUGACUUUAACAAUGCAGAUUAUGUAUAAUGAGGGUCAGUGCAAAUUCUUCCGAAAUAAUUUUGAAGAAAACCAUUACAUUGCCCAGAUUUGCUCAACCAGGAGUCUAGGUCUAGAGGCAGUCUUAGGGUUAGCCAUACCUUUCAGGUUUGGAAUUGGGAAAUGUUUUUACACAUUAAAAAUAGAAGUUUGGAACUAUUGCAGCAAAUAGCAAUUUGUAGGUUAACUGUUAAUUUUAAAUCUCAACUUGUUUUCUUUUCUUAGCCAAAGAUAUUAAGUAACAACGGUAGGUAUCUGGAGUUAUUUCACAACUAUGAUCUCAUUGAAUGGUGAAAUAAGCUUAAUUGUCUCAAUAGUCUCUUCCUGUUGUAGCUCUGAAAUAUUCUGCUGUAAAGUCUGUAACACCAAUUCAAUUUGGCAAUACUUCAAGCAAAAUUUUAAAAUGAAGCCACACUUAUUUUGGAAAGUUAAAAAUCCUUUUGCAAUUUUUCAAAUUUUCACCCUUUAUUGUUAAUUUAAGCUAGGUUACUUUAUUCAGUGUGGUAGUGUUAAAAUUAUCUCGGAGCCCUUGCAAUUGCAGGACGAGUAGAAAGGAUUGACAUGCUGAAACGAUUCCUGCAUAAGUCCACACUGAUUCGCACGCUCCCGUCCGCUUCUACCUAAAUCGUUCUAUGGAGGAGACGAUGGCCCAGUGGUAUUAUUGCUGGACUGUUAAUCCAGAGACCCGGAUAUUGUUCUGAGGGCCUGGGUUUGAAUCCUGCCACUGAAGAUGAUGGAAUUUGAAUUCAAUAAAAAUAUCUGAAAUUAAGAAUCUAAUGAUGACCGUGAAUGUAUUAUUGAUAGUUGCAAAAACCACCUAUUUCACCAAUGCCCUUUAGGGAAGGAAACAUCCUUACCUGAUCUGGCCUACACAUGACUCCAGAGUCACAGCAAUAUGAUUGACUCUGAAUUGUCCUCCGAGCAAUUAGGGAUGGGCAUUAAAUGCUGCCCUAGCCAGUAAUACCCUCAUCCCAUGAAUGAAUAAAGAAAAAAAAUGUAUUUCAAACUGAGACUGACAAAAGACUGCAGGUAUCUUUAGAACAGCAUGGCUCUUACCUUACUUAACUUAGUUUUAAGAUGAACUUGUAUUUUUGAAGCUAUAAGGUAUGUUUUUCUGUUUUGGUUUUUGGACAAAGGUACAUAAUAAAAUACUCUGCCCUGAAUGUUCAUGCCAUAUAUACUGCCUGUUCCCAAAAUGAUUUCUGUUGGUAGAGAGGUUUCAGUGAUCACAAUAUCAUGACAUAGCUGUGGAUCGAUCUACCAUUAGGUGGCCCCAGGGAGCAGUUUCUGAAGUAUAUAUGGUCUGUUGUUGCGUGUUUCCUAUUCAAAUUACCAUAGACAAACCAAUGUCGCUUUACACAUUCCAAAAUGUGAAUUCAUACACCAUUUGUUAUACUGUCAUGAACAGUGUAAUGUUGUAUCACAGAAUAUCUUCAGAUGUUAUUCAUUCUGCUGUCAGCUGUGGCUCAGUGGGUACACACUUGCUCUUGAAUCAUAACGUUCUGGAGAGUUCCCACUCCAGUGCUUAAGCAUAAAAAUCAAUGCUGACACUCCUGCAAUGAUUAAAUCUAUCUCCACCACAUUCUCAGACAUUGUAUUCCAGAUCCUAAUCACUUGCUGGGUAGAAAUGUUUUUGCUGAUGUCACCUUAUAUCAUUGUACUGUGGUUCUCAGGCCUUCUGCCAAAAGGAACAAUCUUUCCUCUUAAACUAGUCCAUCCAGACCUUUCAUUUUGAACACCUUUGAUAAAUUUGUCAAUUUUGUCAAAAGGAGACCAGUAUCAGCAUCACUAAUCUAUAUUUGUAUCUGAGGUGCCUCAUUCCCUGAACAAUUCCUGUAAAUCUUGUCUGUGGUUUCAUAAUGCUUUUGUAUUCUUCCUCAAGCAUUGCUCCAGUUGAGACUAAGCCAUUGUUUUAUAUAAGUUCACCAUUGUCUCCUUGAUUUUUGUAUUUGCAGCUUUUUUUAUAAUACAAAGGCCGUGGAUGCCUUCUUACAUGUUUUUUAAACCAGAACCGCCAUCCCUCGAUGAUUUGUCUACAUAUGUAUCCAUAGGUCCCACUACUUCUGCACUUCCUUUAGAAUUGUAUCCUUUUUUUAUAUUGCAAUCCCUUGUAUGUUUUACACCAAUAUCAUCUAUUUCAGAUUGUCAAGUUUCACCUUUCAUCUGCCCACACAUUUCAUCAGCCUGUCUAUGUCCUCUAAAUCAAUGCCAACCAUUAUACUCCUCACAAUUCACAAACUUCCAGGUUUUGUCAUAUGAAAAGUUUGAAAUUUUCCUGUACACCCAAGUCCAGGGCAUUGAUCAAAAAUUUAUGCAAUUGAUUUGAAUGUGAACGUAGCAGGUGACUCCAAGAUUGGAGGUGUAGUGGACAGCGACGAAAGUUACUUCCGAGUACAAUGGGAUCUUGAUGGGCCAAUUGGUGAGAAGUGGCAAAUGGAAUUUAAUUUAGAUAAAUGUGAGGUGCUGCAUUUUGGAAAGGCAAAUUAGUCCCUGAACAGAGAGAGCUUGGAGUACAGGUUCAUUGUUCCAAGAGAGUGGAGUUUUAGGUAGAUAGGAUAGUGAAGAAGGUGUUUGGUAUGCUUGCAUUUAUUGGCCAGGGCAAUGAGUAUAGGAAUUGGGAGGUCAUAUUGUGGACGUUGAUUAGGCCACUAUUGGAAUACUGUGUAAUUCUAGCCUACCCGCUAUGGGACGGAUGUUGUGAAACUUGAAAGGGUUCAGAAAAGAUUUACAAAGAAGUUGCGAGGGUUGGAGGGUUUAAGCUAUAGAGAGAGGCUAAAUAGGCUGGAGUUAUUUUCCCUAGAGCAUUGGAGGCUGAGGGGUGAUCUUAUAGAAGCUUAUAAAAUCAUGAAGGGCACAGAUAGGAUAAAUAGAUAAGGUCUUUCCCUGGGAUGGGGGGAGUCCAAAACUGGAUGGUAUAGUUUAAGGUGAGAGGGGGAAAGAUUUAAGAGGGACCUGAGGGCAACCAUUUUAUGCAGAGGGUGGUGUGUGUCUGGAACAAGCUGUCAGAGGAAGUGAUGGAGGCUGGUACAAUAACAACAUUUAAAAGGCAUCUGGAUGGUUAUUUCAAUAAUAAGGAUUUGGAGGGCUAUGGGCUAAAUGCUAGCAAAUGUGCCUAGAUUUAUUUAGGAUAUUUUGGUCAGCAUGGACAAGUUGGACCUAGGGUCUGUUUCUGUGCUGUAUAUCUCAGUGCCUGUAAAAGUAGUGGUUCUUGUGGACGUAAGAACUGAACUAUGAACUCUCACAGGCUAUUAUUAAGCCAUUUCUGCAUGCUGAGCAACAAAGGAAAGCUGUGCUCAUAGUGGAAGCCGCAACAAAACAUGACUUCUGUGGAAUAAGUGUGACCCAAGCAGAAAUGGAACAUUGGUCUGUGCUAACACAGAGACCACUGACAUAGUAAUACAUUAAGGUUGGUUGGAGCAGCACUAGUAUGAUGAGCAAAACAAAGGGAAAUGAGUCUUGCAAACCAAAUUUAAACCCUAACUGAAAGUCAUUUUGGAGCAAGAACCUAGAACUAACACAUACAAGGAUGACCGUGAGUUGGCGACUCUGAGAAGACAGUGAAAACUCACACAGCCAUAUUCUUCAUCCUGUAUUGUGAUGGAUAGCCUACAAGCUUCUGAUGUUUGUACUUUAAUUCUUUUUUAAGUUAUUAAAUAAACUACUUAUAACCUUUC
Stegostoma tigrinum is the source of this 5793-nucleotide messenger RNA. It is a transcript of the gene tmem129, whose product is annotated as transmembrane protein 129, E3 ubiquitin protein ligase. Gene Ontology annotation, molecular function: ubiquitin protein ligase activity. The transcript has 4 exons. Gene Ontology annotation, biological process: protein ubiquitination. The record is from RefSeq and is a predicted model, not a curated record. Gene Ontology annotation, cellular component: membrane; endoplasmic reticulum. The coding region runs from base 60 to 1145 and encodes 361 amino acids. Lineage: Eukaryota; Metazoa; Chordata; Chondrichthyes; Orectolobiformes; Stegostomatidae.